GGUGGUGUACGGAGAAGCCGCCUCAGGACCAGCGGACAUCAACGGCCACGAGCUCGCUCGAGCUCCCGAGCUGGACUAAAUGGAGGCGGCCACGCGCUCGAAGGGGUGGCACAGAUAAUCUGGGCAGGAGGGGGGGCAGAUCCAGGCUUAGGGAAAGCCCGCGGGGGGUGCCAUCAACAGCUGGAGCGUAUUGUUGAAGGGCGGAAAAAAAGAAAAGAAGAGGAGAAAGAUGAAUUCUGCCGAGGCGGCGGAGGAAGGACCGACCGACCCGGACACGGAGCCGUUCUUCAGGACAGUGCCCUCCCUCUCGUCGGGGUCUCUGAGGAAUGAUGGGAUAAAGGCGGCCGAUGUUCUAACAGUUCUGAGGGAAAAGGUCGCUUUCGUCUCAGGAGGGAGAGACAAGAGAGGCGGUCCCAUCCUCACCUUCCCGGCCCGCAGCAACCACGACCGAAUAAAGCAAGAGGACCUGCGCAGACUGGUCACCUACCUCUCCACCGUGCCCAGUGAGGAUGUCAGUAAACGUGGCUUCACCGUCAUCAUUGAUAUGCGAGGCUCUAAGUGGGACCUGAUCAAGCCGCUGCUGAAGACCCUGCAAGAGGCGUUCCCCGCUGAGAUCUGCGUGGCCCUGAUCAUCAAACCAGACAACUUCUGGCAGAAGCAGAAGACCAACUUUGGCAGUGCCAAAUUCACGUUUGAGACCAGUAUGGUUUCAGUGGAGGGCCUAACCAAGCUGGUGGAUCCGUCCCAGCUGACGGCCGACUUGGAAGGUACUCUGGAGUACGACCACGUGGAGUGGACGGAGCUGCGGGUUUCCCUGGAGGAGUUUACUGGCGGCGCGCUGCACCUCCUGUCCCGCCUGGAGGAACUGCAGGAGACACUGUCCCGUCAGGAGAUGGCCAUCGACUCUGAGGAGGCCCGCAGGCUGCUGGAGGAGCACGCCCGGCUCAGAAAGACCAUCACCAAGGCCCCGGUGGACGAGCUGGACCACGAGGGCCAGAGGUUGCUACAGAAGAUCAGAGACGGGGGUGACGGGAGACUGUCUGGGGGGCCGGACUUCCAGAGCUUGGUACCCAGAGUUGCCGCCUUGCUGGACAAGCUGCAGGCCACCCGACAGCACCUGCUGCAAGCCUGGCACAACCGAAAGCAGCAGCUGGACCAGUGCUUUCAGCUACGCCUCUACGAACAAGAUGCAGAGAAGAUGUUUGAGUGGAUAGGGCACAAUAAAGAACUGUUCCUGCAGACUCACACAGAGAUCGGAGUGAGCUACCAACACGCCACUGACCUGCAGACGCAGCAUGACCACUUCGCCAUGAACUCCAUGAACGCUUAUGUAAACAUCACACGGAUCGUGUCAGUGGCGACUCGGCUCUGUGAGGCGGGACACUACGCGGCGGAUCAGAUACAGCAGGUCUCGGCACAGCUGGAUCAGGACUGGAAAAGCUUCGCCUCGGCUCUGGAGGAGCGCAGCGCUAUUCUAGCCAUGUCUUCAGUCUUUCACCAGAAAGCUGAGCAGUUCCUGUCAGGAGUGGAGGGCUGGACGAAGUCCUGCAGUGAGGGUGGGCUGCCCACGGCCAUGCAGGAGCUGGAGCUAGCCAUCCACAGCCACCAGAAUCUCUAUGAGCAGGUGACCACAGCUUACACUGAGGUCAGUCAGAAGGGGAAGACACUGCUGGACGUUCUUCAGAGGCCGCAGCCGACAGACUCUGGGUCAGUGACAGCGGGUGCCGACUACAGCCAGGCAGUGCGCGGGGUGCUGGACGUGGUACACGAGGUGGUGCAUCAGUACCGCAGACUGGAGGGCCUUCUGCAGCACCGCAAGCUCCGCCUCCACCAGAGACUGCAGCUGUGUGUGUUCCAACAAGACGUGCAGCAGGUGCUGGACUGGAUCCAGAACCAUGGAGAGGCUUUUCUCAGUAAACACACUGGGGUGGGCAAGUCUGUACAUCGAGCACGAGCGCUACAGAAACGCCACGAUGACUUCCAGGAAGUGGCACAGAACACAUACACUAACGCUGAUAAGCUGCUGGAGGCGGCGGAGCAGUUAGCUCAGACCGGAGAGUGUGACCCUGAGGAGAUCUACGCUGCUGCUCAUCAUCUGGAGGUCAGAGUUCAGGAGUUUGUUCGCCGAGUGGAGCAGAGAAAACUGCUGCUGGAUCUCUCCGUCUCCUUCCACACACACACCAAAGAGCUGUGGUCAUGGAUGGAGGAGCUACAGAAGGGUUUGGUGGAGCCCGUAUGUUCUGAGACGGUGGACUCGGUGCAGGAGCUGAUCCGGCAGUUCCAGCAGCAGCAGAGCAGCACACUGGAUGCCACUCUUAAUGUUAUUAAAGAAGGAGAGGAGCUCAUCCAGCACUUACGGGACUCAGCGUUGGCGAGUAACAGGCUGCCCCAUGCCAGCUCAGUAGCUCAUAUAGAGAGUGUGUUGCAGCAGCUGGACGAGGCGCAGGCGCAUAUGGAGGAACUGUUCCACGAGCGACGGAUCAAGCUGGACAUCUUCCUCCAACUGCGCAUCUUCGAGCAGUAUGCCCUGGAGGUAACAGGUGAGCUGGACGCGUGGAAGCAGGACUUGCUGAGGCAGGCGUCCGACUACAACACUGAGGAUCUCUCGCUGGCCGAGCAGAGGCUGCACCGCCACACCGAGCGCAAGCUGGCCAUGAAUAACAUGACCUACGAGGUCAUCCAGCAGGGUCAGGACCUGCACCAGUACAUCAUGGAGGUUCAGGCUUCAGGUAUGGACCUGAGUGGGGAGAAGGACGUGGACCUGGCUGCUCAGGUUCAGGAGCUGCUGGAGUUUCUGCACGAGAAGCAGCACGAGCUGGAGAUGAGUGCCGAACACACACACAAGCGCCUCGAGCAAUGUUUACAGCUGCGCCACCUACAGGCCGAGGUCAAACAGGUGCUAGGCUGGAUCCGUAAUGGUGAGUCUAUGCUGACGGCCAAUACGGUGAACGCUGGAUCUCUGUCUGAAGCGGAGCAGCUGCAGAGAGAGCACGAGCAGUUUCAGCUCGCCAUUGAGUCUCUGCUCCACGCCGACUCUCUGCAGCGGACCCAUCAGAGCGCGCUGCAGCUCCAGCAGAGGGCAGAGAUGUUGCUGCAGGCUGGACACUACGACCCGGACGCGGUGCGGGCCUGCGCCGAGACGGUGGCCCUCCACUGGCAGACCCUCAUGCUGAAGAUGGAGGACAGGCUUAAGCUAGUCAAUGCCUCAGUGGCCUUUUAUAAAACCUCGGAACAGGUGUGUAAUGUGCUGGAGAGUCUGGAGCAGGAGUACAGGAGGGAGGAGGACUGGUGUGGAGCUCACGACAAGCUGGGCUCAGCGGCCGACACGGACCACGUGGCUCCCUUAAUCAACAAACACCUGGAGCAGAAAGAGGCCUUCCUCAAGGCUUGCACUCUUGCCAGACGGAACGCUGAGGUCUUUUUAAAGUACAUCCACCGCAAUAACGUCAGCAUGCCGGGUGUCACCACUCACAACCGCGCUCCUGAAACGCAGGUCAAAGCCAUCCUGAGCGAGCUACUCCAGAGAGAGAAUCGUGUCCUGCAUUUUUGGACCAUGAAGAAAAGGCGCUUGGACCAGUGCCAGCAGUACGUGCUGUUUGAACGGCAUGCCAAGCAGGCCUUGGACUGGUUGCAGGAUACGGGUGAGCAGUAUUUGUCCACACACACGUCUCCAGGUGAAACCACAGAAAAAACUCAGGAACUGCUCAAAAACUACGAGGAAUUCCGCGUCUCUGCAAAGCAAACCCAGGAGAAGGUGAAGCUGCUGAUUCAGCUUGCUGGCAGUCUGGUGGAGAAGGGUCAUGUUCAUGUGACAGAGCUGAAGAAGUGGGUGUCCACAGUGGACCGGCGCUACCGGGACUUCUCCCUGCGCAUGAGCCAGUACCGGUCCAGUCUGGACCGAGCACUGGGGCUGUGUUCUGAGGACAAUAAAGAUUUGGAGUUGGACAUCAUCCCUGCCAGCCUCACCCACACUGACCCAGAGGUCAACCUCAACGACCCAGACCACGAGGUCAACGAGGAGAAGAAGAAAUCAGCCAGGAAGAAAGAGUACAUCAUGGCCGAGCUGCUGCAGACUGAGAGGGCAUACGUGAGGGACCUGCAGGAGUGUUUAGAGACGUUCCUCUGGGAGAUGACAAGCGGGAUGGAUGAGAUUCCACAGGGAAUCGCCAACAAGGAGCAUGUCAUCUUCGGGAAUAUUCAGGAGAUAUAUGAUUUCCAUAACAAUAUUUUUCUAAAAGAGCUGGAGAACUACGAGCAGCUGCCCGAGGACGUGGGCCACUGUUUUGUCACAUGGGCUGAUAAAUUCCACAUGUACGUUACCUACUGCAAAAACAAGCCGGACUCCAGCCAGCUCAUCCAGGGCCAGGCUGGACGCUUCUUUGAUGAGAUCCAGAGAAGACACGGGCUGGCCAACUCCAUCUCCUCCUACCUCAUCAAACCGGUACAGAGGAUCACCAAGUACCAACUGCUGCUAAAGGAGUUACUGACGUGUUGUGAGGAGGGGAAAGGGGAGAUAAAGGAGGGUCUGGAGGUGAUGUUGAGUGUGCCUAAGCGAGCCAACGAUGCCAUGCAUGUGAGCAUGCUGGAAGGUUUUGAUGAGAACCUGGCUGUUCAGGGGGAGCUGAUCCUACAGGACACGUUCCAGGUGUGGGACCCCAAGUCCCUGAUCCGGAAAGGCCGAGACCGCCACCUCUUCCUUUUUGAGAUUUCCCUCGUCUUCAGCAAAGAGAUGAAGGACUCGUCUGGACGCACAAAAUAUGUCUAUAAGAGCAGACUGCUGACUUCAGAGCUGGGUGUGACAGAACACAUCGAGGGAGACCCCUGCAAAUUUGCCCUGUGGGCGGGACGCACUCCGACCUCAGACAGCAAAACCAUCCUUAAAGCAUCCAGUAUGGAGGUAAAGCAAGAGUGGAUCCGGAACAUCCGGGAGGUGAUCCAGGAGAGGACAGUGCACUUAAAGGGGGCAUUAAAGGAGCCCAUCCACCUGCCCAAAACCCCGGCCAGGCAGCGCAGCAUCAGCAAGAGGGAAACCACUGAGGAUGCAGACAGUCAGGGAGAUGCCAGCAGCCAACCGGACACCAUCUCCAUCGCAUCACGAACAUCUCAAAACACGGUGGACAGCGACAAGUUGUCUGGAGGCUGUGAGCACACGCUGGUCCUGCAGGACUUUGCGGCCGGUUGUGCGGCUGAGCUGAGUGUACAGUCAGGUCAGACGGUGGAGGUGCUGGAGCGUUCUGGUGAGCGGCCUGGCUGGUGUCUGGUGCGGACCACCGAGCGUUCCCCACCACAGGAGGGUCUGGUUCCCUGCAGCACCCUGUCCGUCUCCCACUCCCGCAGCAGCGUCGACAUGGACUGCUUCUACCCCACCGGCAAAGAGAACUAUCCAGUGGGCAGCUCAGAAGUGAAGUCGGAGUCAGUGGCGUCGCUGCAGCCUCAGACGUCCGUGAGCUCUCUGCCCACCAGCUCUCCUGGACCCAAACGCUCGGGAACCACCGGGAACACGCUAAAGAAGUGGCUGACCAGCCCUGUCCGGCGCCUGAGCCACGGCAAAGGAGACAACGCCAACGCCAAGAAACCCAACAACAAGCAGCGCAAACGGGACGGCCGCAAGAGCGUGGACCUGGGUCCUCAGCACGAGGACAGCACUGAGGAGAGAGGACGAAGAGGAACAAACAGCGGAGGAGAAGAAGAGGCAGAAGACGAGCCGCACACACCUCUACCACCUCCAAUGGAGAUCAUUAAAGAUCCCUCGGCUCAAGAGGAGAAGACCCCUGAGCCUGGCUCAUUCCCAGCGUUCGGCAGUGUGACAGCGUCUGAUCAAACACCCCGAGACCCAGAAACAGAGAAGAAGAACAAAGCCCUGAGAGGCCGAAUGUUUGUGCUGAAUGAGAUGGUGCAGACAGAGAAGGACUAUGUGAAAGAUCUGGGUAUAGUAGUGGAGGGUUUUAAGAGGAGAGUUGUGGAGAAGGGUGUUCCAGAGGACAUGACGGGGAAGGAUAAGAUUGUUUUUGGCAACAUUCAUCAGAUCUACGAUUGGCACAAAGAUUUCUUCAUGGGUGAACUGGAGAAAUGCUUGCAGGACCAUGACAAACUGGCCGAGCUGUUCAUCAAACACGAGAGGCGGCUGCACAUGUACGUGAUCUACUGUCAGAAUAAACCUCACUCAGAGUUUAUUGUGGCGGAAUAUGAGGCGUUCUUUGAGGAAAUAAAGCAGGAGGUCAACUCCAGGAUGUCCAUCAGUGAUUACUUAAUCAAACCCAUUCAACGCAUCACCAAAUAUCAACUGCUACUUAAGGACUUUUUGAAAUACAGUUCGAAGGCAGGCUUGGACUGUCAGGAGAUAGAGAAAGCUGUAGAUCUGAUGUUCCUGGUGCCCAAACGCUGCAAUGAUAUGAUGAACCUGGGCAGACUGCAGGGGUAUGAGGGUAAACUUACGGCUCAAGGGAAGUUGCUUCAGCAAGACACGUUCUUCGUGACGGAGCAGGAUUCAGGUGUUCUCUCUCGCAGUAAAGAGCGCCGGGUUUUCCUCUUCGAGCAGAUUGUCAUCUUCAGUGAACUUCUUCGCAAAGGAUCCUCAACACCUGGAUACCAGUUCAAAAAGAGCAUCAAGGUGAGCUAUCUGAGCAUGGAGGAGCAUGUGGAGAGUGACCCAUGUAAAUUUGUGCUGGCAUGCCGCGGCUCAUCUGAGAGGCUAACGCUACAGGCUGCUAACAUAGACAUUAAGAUGGAGUGGGUCCGCAGCAUCCGGGAGCUCCUGGACCUGCAGAGUAAUUUCCUCACAGCUCUGCAGAACCCGCAGGAGUAUCAAAAGAAAGAAACUGGAAGCUCUCACUCUCUGAGCCGCCAGGCGUCCAGCAGCAGCCGCUCUUCAUCCUCACACCCAUCCACACCACUAAAACCUGCCUCUGCCUCCAACGGAAGCCCCGCCCACAAACCCAGCAAGCAACAGGAGGAGGAGCUGGAUGAGGCGGAGUGUAAUGGUUUGUCCUCGGUGCUGGUGACGCAGGACUACAACGCAGUGAAGGAGGAUGAGAUAUGCGUGGUGGUGGGCGAGAAGGUGCAGAUCCUUGCGUCCAAUCAGCAGAACAUGUGCCUGGUGUACCGGCCCGCCAACAGCCAAUCGCCUGCCGCCGAGGGCUGGGUGCCGGGACACGUGCUGUCCUCGACCCGGUAAAGCCACGCCCCCAUUCUCCUCUUCCUCUGUCUCCACCUCCGUCUCCGCCUCGGGAAUAAAAGCCUCCAGUGACUUAACCAAUCAGCAUUCACCUUUCAGUUUCACCACAGUGGACUCGAUACCAAGAAGGCGUUCAGGACAUGCCAGGCCUCACCCUCCUCUUGAGUUCUCAUUGGCUGAUCAAACAUCAACGGACAUCUGCCAGAACCCGCCUCCCCUCGCAGUACAGCAGUGAACUGGAGAUACGUGCCAAGUUAGACUUGGCCGAGUCGUGACGUCAAAAAAAUCUGCUGUGGAAAUGGGAGAAAAUAAAACACGACAAAAGGAAAUAAUUGAAAUAUAUUAAUAAUAAUGAUAUUAAUGAUAAUAAGAAUAAUAAUAAUAAAGAUUGUGUUGUAUAGAGAGGAACUCAAGGUGAAAUUGUUAGUGCAUUAAGUGUGAAUGCUUUUGAAUGUUAGUGUUCUACUGUUUUUCAUCGCCAUCCUCCAUCUGGAAUGGACGUUUCUCUCCCGAGAGAACUCUCUCUCUCCGGCUCUCCCGCGCGCUCUAUUUCUCAACCGUCUAUGCCAAGCCAUUUGCACACUAUGUACUAUAUUUUCUUGUGUUCAGAUUAAUUAUUUUUUGAAAGUUUUUUUUAUUGUCUUCUCGUUUGAUUUACAGAAAGCAUUUCUUUGUUUUUUUCAUUGACCAAAUUCUCAAAAGUCUCUUGUAGAAAAGAAAAAAAUGUUCUGCACUUUCCAGAAACCAAUGUAUCGCAAAGACGCCAAGUUGUGCAAUAUCACAAUAGUCACAAUGCUCAUCGUUGUACCUUUAAUGUAACUAAGAAUUUUAAAUGUAUUAUUCUGUAUCAUUUUAAAAUUUGUACAUAAUAUUUUUGACAUUGCCAUGAUAGAAACAUACCAGAGGUAAAAUCUUAGCUGUUGACCCUAAAGGAUCAGAGAAACGAUGGUAGUCCACGCUGCCUCCUCAAACCGACAGUUACUGUUCUUUUCUACAUUCGACAUCCUCAGAUUUAGUAACAGAUUUAGUUGAGAGUCAUCCAGAUCAUAUCAGGCCAAACUGUUUACUGAGAUUAGUUAAUUCCAGUCGGUGUUGUCAAUGGAAGAUCUUUAUAAUUGUCAGUAACUCUGCUCUAGCAGUUUCAGGUGGACUCAUGGUUGCAGCAUCCUCCUGCAGAACUAUAUGUGUACAUAAAAAAAGAAAAGAAAAAGAAAAUCCAGCAGGUAUUUCACUUGUUAAUCUCUGGAAUGUGGUUCAUAAUAAAGCUGGCAAUUUUU
Molecule: messenger RNA, 8451 nt
Organism: Astyanax mexicanus (Mexican tetra)
Lineage: Eukaryota; Metazoa; Chordata; Actinopteri; Characiformes; Acestrorhamphidae
Gene: kalrnb
Product: kalirin RhoGEF kinase b
Exons: 48
Coding region: 230-7174 (2314 amino acids)
Biological process (GO): intracellular signal transduction; axon guidance
Cellular component (GO): postsynaptic density; cytoplasm
Molecular function (GO): guanyl-nucleotide exchange factor activity; protein binding
Source: RefSeq, a predicted model, not a curated record